AGCAGACGUAAAUCGACCGUCGAACCGUUCAACUCUUCAGUGGUGUGUCGCGCUCUCACAAACUGGGAAUUUCCAACUGUGAAUAUAUUCGUGUUUGAAACGCGCGUGUGAGUGUCUGAGUGUGAGCUAGACGAAAGACUCGACUUUCGGUGGCUUUUGCUCAAGCAACGAGCUACAAACAGAGUUUAGCUGGGAAGACAAGAAUCAAGAUCACGCUGUCUGCUUCGAUCACGACCAUAGAACAGGCCAUUCAUUUUGAGCAGCAGCACCACCAUCAUAGAAACACCAAAUCUAACUACAAUUUAUUUUUGCUCUUUUAAUUCCACAAACACCCACUCUACUCCUCCUGUGAAUUCAUCAAAACCGAUUAAAUACUAUUUAUUCAUCGAAAUUGUUAAUUGUUUUCGUUUUUGUUCAACAUUGAUAGUGAAAAUUAAUUUUAAAUUGAGAAAAAAUAAUUAUACAACCAAUUAAAGCAAUAUAUUUUCUUUGGAGUCUGCUUCAAGUGAUUUCCGAUUAAAAAAAAAAAAAAAUAAAUAGAAAAAUUGUGUGCAACGCAAUAAAAAUAUUUACAAUAUAAAUUUUGAUUUUUAAAUAUAUACAAAUGGAUCAUAUCAAUAACAAUUGAAGAGCAAAAAUAAUUUAAUCAAAAAUGCUGCUUUGAAUCAAACCAAAAACUCAACAAAACCAUUAAAAAAAAAACAUUAAGUUUAGUUUCUCACAACACAUUCGAACCGAUCACAACGCUGGAAUAAAUCUCAGUUUUCACACGAACAAACAUGGAAGUACUCGGUGGAUUAAAGGAGCGAUCAUCAAAUGUAUUCAGCAAAUUCGGAGGAUUAGAAAAAUUCGACCAAUUUAGCCAGCCAAAACAUGGAUACGACAAUGUCAACGGCGACAUAGAUUCACCAACGUCAUUCGAUGAAAUCGAACGACCGCCACUACGACACAUCGAUAAAUAUGUUCGUGCGGAAUUUUUUGGCCUGAGCGCACGCUACACCGUCGCGGUCAUGGCUAUGAUGGGUUUUAUCAUUUCAUUCGGUAUGAAAUGUAAUCUGAGUGCGGCCAAACCGGAACGGGAAAAAUUGUACAAUAAAACAUUGAAUCAUACGGGACUGCAAAAUUUACACUGGAAUGCAGCUACAGAGAGUAUGGUCGAUUCAUCAUUCUUUUGGGGCUACCUGAUAACACAGAUUCCAGGUGGUUUUCUCGCGUCAGUUUUUCCAGCCAAUCGUAUUUUUGGUGCAGCCAUUUGUACAUCGGCCCUACUUAAUAUGACGGUGCCGGGUGCAAUGAAAUUAGAAAAUGUCACAAUUUUGCUCAUAAUUCGAGUUAUGCAAGGUUUGGUCGAGGGUGUGGUGUAUCCAGCUUGUCAUGGUAUUUGGCGAUUUUGGGCGCCACCACAAGAGCGAUCACGAUUAGCGACUAUUGCAUUCUGCGGUUCGUAUGCUGGUAUAGUGCUCGGUAUGCCACUUUCGGGAAUUUUGGCACAAUAUAUCAGUUGGCAGGCUCCGUUUUACUUUUAUUCGAUUUGCGGCAUAUUUUGGUAUUGUGGUUGGCUUUGGUUGGUUUUCGAACGGCCAAGAGUACAUCCCACAAUAACGGUCGAAGAAAUGAAGUAUAUUGAAAAAUCACUGGGUGAAAACACAGGCCAUUCAAUGCCCACGAUAUCAUCAACACCAUUCGAAGAAAUUGCCAAAUCAAAACCGGUCUAUGCCAUUGUCGUGGCAAAUUUUUGCCGUUCGUGGAACUUUUAUAUGCUGGUGCUGUAUCAAAGCAAAUUCAUGGAGCGUAAAUUUGGCUACAAUACAUCCGAGGCGGGUACAGUUAGCGCGCUGCCACAUUUGAUAAUGACAUUGAUCGUGCCUUUUGGUGGAGUACUAGCCGAUCGCCUACGCAAAAGUGGCCAAUUGUCAACAACAAAUGUUAGAAAACUAUUCAAUUGCGGUGGAUUCGGUAUGGAAGGAUUAUUCUUUCUGGUAGUUGCCCACGCAACAACAGCGAGUGGUGCAAUGACCGCCUUAACGUUUGGAGUUGCAUUCAGUGGUUUUGCCAUAUCCGGUUACAAUGUGAAUCAUUUAGAUAUUGCACCAAAAUACGCUAGUAUUUUGAUGGGCCUAUCAAAUGGCAUUGGAACAUUAGCUGGCAUAUUUUGUCCGAUCGUGAUAGAUUUUCUAACCAAAGAUGUGGGAAGUGAUGAAUGGUCAGUUGUGUUUACGAUUGCUGCAUUAGUGCAUUUGUUCGGCAUAACAUUCUAUGGGAUUUUCGCAAGCGGAGAAUUGCAACCAUGGGCCGAACAACCCGCACAAGAGCAAACAGUGUGGAGCCCAACCAAAGGCGGUUAUCCAACGGCUGAAACAGCAUUUAAUGAACCUGCUCAGCCAACCACUCAAAUCAAUAUCAAUACGGGUGCGAAUUACGGUGCCACUGGUCACGUGUCGAACAAUCCAUUUGCGUCAAGUGCCGCAUCGAUGGUCGAAGAGCCCGUUCAACCCGAAGCCAGAGAUGUUUAUAUGCAUGGAACACCAGAUGAUAGAUCAUACUAAGUGUAUAUUUAUUGAAAUUCUAUGCAUUUGUUUUCAUUUUGGCCAUAACAAACAGAUUUUAUUUAUUGUUAACAAAUUAUUCUCGUUUUGUAAAUAAGUCUUCGGAAAAAAAACAGAACAACAAAAAACUACUAUAUAUAUAUAAACGUCAGUUUAUCAUGAGCAAAAAAAAAAAACCCAGAGAUUAUUAGUGAAAAUAUAUAUUUAAUGCAAAUUAGACGUUUCUUGAGAUGUAUCUAGUCACAUAUAUUUACUUCAAUUAUAACAUCGGGGAGGAGCGGAAGCAGCAACAUAUGCUCUAAACCCCAAAACAUAUACAUAUAUAUUUAGUUAGGCAUUUUGGAACAAAUACUAAAAUACACACAAACACACCAUUUCACGAGGCAGGUGGCGAGAGAAAAGUGAGGAUUUGUUGACCAUGUUUCGUUCUAAAUGUAAUUUAAACGAUCAAAGAAAACCGUGUCCCAAAAACAACAGUAGGGUAAAUAUACUAUAUAUUAACUUGCACUUGCACUUGCACUGAAUUUGCACAAGCUCUCACCAUUUCAUUUGGACCACUUUUUUUGUUGUAUAACAAGCACCUCAGUCAUUCAUAUCUUAUAUGCACACAUUAUAAUGCAUUUUUCCCUCUCUCGUUAUCAUUGUUAUUUAAUUCACCAGAGAUUUUAUUUGUGUUGUCACUACAGAAUUUCGUUAUUAAAUUCUAUUCAUUGGCAAUGUUCAGUGUUUUGCAUUUGUUUAAAAACGCACAUUUACUAGUAAAUUUAGCUCAUCAAUCAUAAAAAAAGAGGAAGAGAAAGAAGAAAAAGGUGUGUCAACGAGUGACGAAGUGGAGAAAUUCAAUUUUAAGCUAGUGUAAUGUGUACAAAGCUACGUAAUUAUAAGAUUAAUUUUAAAAUUAGGUUAUCAUAAGUUUUCUCUUAAUUUAAUUAACUAUCCAAAGAAAAUCCCUCUUUAUAAUUUCAUCAGUUUGUAAGAAAUUGGCUUCAGUAGCUUUGGUUUCAAAAAAAAAUUAUUGUAAAUCUCAAACGCCUCCCUCAUUUCAUACGUUUCUUUGUAAGUUCUCACUCAAGUCCCUCGAAAUGUUAGGUUAACAUUUCACACGGUGUUUUCAAAGGUUUAUUAUCUCGGGAACUGUUGUCACUUUCGCAUAUGUGCAUUGCACAUGGAUUCGCUACAUCUUCCAACGUCCAGAUUUUUCGGUAGUCUGAAAUUUAGACUCUGAAUAAUAUGUAUGUGUAUAUUAGUAAAUCGCACUUGCCCGCUGUGCUCGAACGCUCAGAAGUUUUAACGUACUGAACAGCGAACCAAGCCAAGUAGGCUCUGUACACUGUUAGCAUAGGUGUCGACACAUUUUUCACGUCGUUUGGAUAUAAUUGCUAGAAAAUUUUACGUCAUCCCAUAUAAAGAAAUGGAAAUUUUCCCAGGAAUAGCGUACAACUUCCUUACACUAACAUAGUGCAAACCAUAUGAAGGCGUACGCUUUUGCAAUCACUGUUAGUGUAUGAAAGGUGUACUCUUUCAAAUGCAUAUGGGAUGGCGUACAUGUUUUUCGUAAUGAUAUUCCAAUGGCCUUUGCUAAGGUGUACAGAGCCCACUUGGGAAAUGUGAACAAUUCUAGCAGGCAUUGAAAAUCCUACUUUUCUUAUAGUUGUUCCGGGGAUCGUCAACGUUUGAAAACCUUGUGCUGGCUAACAUUUGAUGGGCUAAGCAAACUUUUGAGUUCAAAUAAAAUUUGAUUUGUUCUCUCUUCUCUUUAUUUCCGGAUAUUAAAUUGUUUCUUAAAAAAAAAGUCGACCGUUUUCAGUUUUUUCUUUUGGUUUAAUUUGUUGUUUCAUUUGUAAAUAAGCAAAAAAAAAAAUAAAUACCAAAUUAUUUCAACAUGUGUAAAAAAUAAUGAUUAAAAAAACCUACUAUUCAAUUGAAUCGACAUUAUGUCAACAUAGCGAUUAAGUAUAUAAAUAUAUAUUUAAAGUAAAAAAAGACACACAAAUAAUCCGUUAGUUUAGCGUGAAAGAAUCAUUGUUCACUUUAUGACGAACGAACCCGUAAUGCAAAGUAACAGAAACACAAAACCAUGUACAUAUAGCGAAUGAAAAAUCAAUUGGCGGUAAAUAGUGACGAUAUGACAAUAAAUAAAUCUAUCGACUGAUGCACAUGCCGUAUAUGGAUGUGAGUUUAGGCAUAGACACAUAUUUAGCGUGUAAAAUUUUAAUUUUUAAGUAAAACAAACAUCUUUUUUCGGUUUAUUCUGAAUUUUUCAAAUGUGUUGAUAUUUUUCUCAAUCUAAGUGGGUUUCAAUGUUGAGCCUGCAUUUGUGGCGAAAGUCAUUGUUUUUUUUUUUUGGUCUCUCAUGCAAAUCUUAACUGAGCAUUUACUUUUAGUUAGUUCGAACAAGAGAUUGGUCGGGAAUGUGGAAUCAUAGAUUUAAGUAGCGCACAAUAUGGGUAUACCUUUAACUCUAGGCUAGAUAAGAAACUCGCGCGUGUGUGUGUUUGAAUCAGCUCUUCUGCCUUUUUUAGUUAAAUAUACAGUCGCGCUUUCAAAUCUGAAUGCGAUUCAAUUUUAUGAGAUUCGAACAUAUCGAUAUUGUCGGAAUUUAUGAGUUGAUCGUAUUUGGACUAGCAACACUGGUAUUUUUAUCAUUUCGAAGUUGAAACUUGAUUUAAAGUACAUAAUUAUUAUUGAUAUUAAUUUUGUUCGUUGGUUUGUGAAAUAUUAGGAUCGAUUUCGCUUAGUCAUUCUCAAGGCUCAAAAAUACAAUUCCAAAGAAAUCUCAAUACAGCAAUCAUAAAAUAUUGUCGCAAUCUUGCAUUGAUUAAAUUAUGAUUUGUGCAUGUAUAUUCAGUGAACAAAAUUCAAAAAGAAAUAAAUACUCGAUAGCAUCGAUUCAGAUAUAUGUCAGAUGUUCAUCUCGUCAUGGUCAUUCAUGUAAUCAUAAGAUUAGGCUAAUUAAUGAGUUAGUUAGCUAUAGUGUCAUCGUAUAAGAUUAAGAAAUAUUUAGUUUGUUUAAGGGAUUAUUAAACUUAUUAUUUUUUGGGAGAACUCACUCUCAAAGGCUGUGUCGACAAUAAAAAUCGCAUGAAGCGCAAUAAUGAAGUAGAAAUGCAUUCGAAAUAUUCGGAUAUGCAUUGCAUGCAUGAUAUGAGUAGUAAAUUGAAACCAUUACCAAUAUAGUUCCGAAAUACUUUUGACAAGUUAGCAUUUAAGAUUAAAUGCGAUGUAUUUUAAUGUGUAUGGCAUUUUUUUCUUCGGUUUGAUGCCUAACAGUGGCACACAUCGAGUACGGAAGAUGCUUUUUCUUGUAAACUUUUAAUUGAUUUUCAAGUAUCUCAAUAAGAGACAGCAACAACAAAAAAAAAAAACACGAAGCAAUAGAUUAACAUACUUUCGAAUACUCUAUUACAUAAACCCAGAAUAUAAAAUAUGUGCAUCUUGUGUGCUCGAUGUGUGUAUGCGUUAGUGAGGGCACACAUUAUUCAAACGAAAUUUGUACUAUAUAAGGUUAAAAUGUUGUGCAAAACGGUACUAGAACCGCUCACAUACAUGCUACCUUACAAUUGCUGAUUUAUGACAAUAAAAACAACAAAUAGAUAAAUUUAAUCGUAAAAUAAUUUGAGUGAAUAAUCAAAUUAUAUGUCCGAUAGAUAUUAAAUAUAUUAUGCUUAGCAGGGAGGGGCAUUGCUCGUACGUCACAAAGAACAACGUAUUUUUCUUAGUCUAGCGGAUGAAUUGUGUAUGUCAGAAAACACAUCUUCAAUAUUCCGGAUAAAUUUUUGAGAAUUCGGACAUAUUUUUGUCUAAAUUGAUCCCAAAUUCUCAAAAAUUUAUCCGGAAUGUUGAAUCAAUCAUUAAGCCACUAUCAAUAUUAUUGACGGUUUGGCAAAAAUGAAUUUUCGUUCCAAAUAAAAAUUGUCCGCUGCACUGAGAAAAGAGCGUUGUUUAGUUUUCCAUUAGGACGGCUUGCCAGAACAUUCUCCUCAACACUUAGAUUGUACAUUUAGGAGGAUAGUUUGAAUUUUUUCUGUUUUUGAAAUACGUUUCAUUCUGAUAUAUUCUUAAACUUCGAUGUCACUGUCUAUUUCCGCAAUAUGUGGUGGUGGUAGUGGACUUUCACAGGGAGCCCGUCAAAUCAACCACAUUUUAACCCACUCAAAUCACGUUUUUCGGUUUUCAGUUACAGUAUUUUCCUAAUAAUAUUCAAUGUGUAAUUGAUAAACAUGUAAAGUACUCGUGUUUGAAGUCAAGCCCUAACAAAGUCAAGUCCUUAAUUGCAUCAUUUCGUCGAAUUGUGAUAUGCAUGCUUGGAAAUGUGAAAAUGGCAUGAAUUUUCUUUCAUAUUCUAUAUAGAUAAUUACGUGUGCACAUUUAUUCUGAUUUACAUAUAUACAAACACUACUAUUUUUCUUCUAUUCAUGCACUACACUACUCAGCGACGCACGUCACCAGUUGAUCGGCUGGUAUACAGCACAUUUCACCAUUUGCUACUUCGGUCAUACAUUCGUUCAUGCGAAUCAAAGCAAACUGUGGCUCGUGUGUAGGGUUUACCAGUUACAACAUGUGUGCGAAGCGGUCGAAUUUUUGCGAUGUGAAUUGUCGUCUUAAUUCGCGCCUUAUGUACACACGUUCUAUAUAUGACCGAAGUCGUAACUGGUGAAAUGUGCUGUGUACCAGCCAAAAUUCUGGUAACGCGCAUCGCUGAGUAAAGGCACUAAUUUCCAGCCUCACGAUUGCAAUCGUAUACGAUCGUGGGCCUUGGAAAUGGUGUCUUAACAAAAAAAAAAAGUGGAUUUUUUAUUCCAAUAUUUGGAAAUUUAGAAAGGAAGCUUAGAAUGAAAAUGCCGACUUUUCAGUUGUGUUUCAAAAAAUCGGAAUAAAAAUCCCGCUUUUUUUUCAUGAGCACCAAUUUUAUUAAGUUCCAAUCGAUGUAAUUCUAUUGUCUAAUUUUCGAAGUUCGAUUGCAUUUCAUUUCUUUAGUUUGUAAAUUUGUAUUGAACAUUUGACUCCCUGCCAAUUAGAAAUUUAAUGAAUGGAAGCUCUGCAGCUUUCUAUCGGUGUAAAUGGUUUGAAUCGAGGCAACUUACUUUUGAGCACGUUAUUUAGUUUGCACUUAAUGAAUUCACAUCAAAUUUAGUUAAUAAUUCUAUACUUCUAUUCAAAUGAAACAACCUUUAGCUAAUAAGAUGAUAUAAUCUCGAAUUGCUGUGGGCAAUGAUGCUUGGAAUACGAACUAAUUGUGAAAGACCUUGUUGUCAAUCCAAAAAAUUAGUUCCUCGUUUUAAUCAACAUUGCAUUAUUGUUCUUAUCAAUUGAAACUAAUUGCAUAGUAAAACUUAUUAUUCAAGAACUGAGAGAGAGUAAAUUAAGAUCUCGUUCGAUAAGAAAAUGAGAAAAAAAAAACCUUAAUAAUCCGAAACCAUUACCUAAACUGAAAAUCGAAAUUGCUGGAAAAAAAAGAACACACACAAAAACAUAUUUACGAUUCUUAACAAUUAAAUCGUUGUUAAAUGUUUAUAGAUAUAGAUAAAUUGAAACAUGGACGCAAACAUGGUCAAAUGAUGGGAAUAUAAUCGAACAAUUCAACACACCGCCAAUCGGUUCAUUUGCAAUGCUGUAUUUAGUAUGAAAUUGAUUUUUAUUGUGAAUAAUCGUA
Sitodiplosis mosellana (orange wheat blossom midge) is the source of this 8199-nucleotide messenger RNA. It is a transcript of the gene VGlut, whose product is annotated as vesicular glutamate transporter 1. Gene Ontology annotation, biological process: regulation of synapse structure or activity; neurotransmitter loading into synaptic vesicle; monoatomic anion transport. The record is from RefSeq and is a predicted model, not a curated record. The transcript has 9 exons. NCBI's taxonomy places the organism in Eukaryota, Metazoa, Arthropoda, Insecta, Diptera, Cecidomyiidae. Gene Ontology annotation, molecular function: L-glutamate transmembrane transporter activity; neurotransmitter transmembrane transporter activity. Bases 780 to 2546 code for a protein of 588 amino acids. Gene Ontology annotation, cellular component: synaptic vesicle membrane; excitatory synapse.